UGAUUUCCAGAUCAUCACAUUCUGUUUUUAUUGAUUUCUUUUACUGGUUGUAGGGUCCUACACUGAAAAAUAGAGGCCACAGAGGACCUUACCUUAAAGUGUCAUGCUCGAGUCAGUGGCGAAGUUGAAAGGUACAACAGACAGUUUCCUCCUCCUCUCUCACCUGGUACACAGCAGCAAUGCUUCAGUUUAUGACUUUGCCUUUGUCUUUCUUUAUGGCUGGUUUGCUCUCAGAGACUCUGUGCUCUUUAACUGUGGAGGUGGAAGCUGGAGAUAACGCCACUGUUUGGUGCCAACAUGAGCUGAGUGUUACAGGUUCCAUCUUCUGGUAUAAACACACGAGUGGUUCAGUUCCACUUCUUCUUGGGUGUAAACAGUUUUUUGCGUCUCGUCCAUCAGAGAAUUGUGAGUUGUUUACUGAAAGUGAGAGAAUAGUGAUGUCUGUUCAUGAGAAAAACACGUCUCUCACCAUCACCGCAGUAAAUGUCUCUGAUACAGGACUGUAUUACUGCAGCUUCAUGGAACAGGUCAUGAUGGCCUUCAGCAACUCGACCUUUUUACAUGUGAAAGAUGGAAAUAAAACAAAUAAGAACUCAGAGAGAACAAAAGGUUCAGUCUGUUCUCCUGUGUUCUUCGUGCUGACUGUGGUGUUCGGUGCAGUGACUGUGAUUCUUCUCAGUGUCCUGAUCUUCUUCAUACUGAAGCACAGAGAAACACACAGAGGUGAUAACGCUGAUAAACAUGAUGAUGAGGAGCAGGAGGCUGAUUCAGUGAAUUACGCUGCUCUACAGUUCUCUAAGAGGAAAACCAGAAAGACAGGCGGACAUGGUGAAAUUCUGGAUCCACAUGUUGUAUAUUCGGCUAUCAGAUAAUAAUAUUGUGGUAACAUGCUGACAUAAUAUCACAUAUAAUUUAUUGUUUAUUGUUUGUGAUGUUUUCUGCUUUUCAUCACAACAGAAAAUACACAGUAUGUAAGAAGAAUUACACUGGAGAUCUAUAAUAGAUUUGCAUUAAUAAACCUUAUGUAUAUCUCA
This is a messenger RNA of Neoarius graeffei (lesser salmon catfish), 1034 nucleotides long. RefSeq lists its product as uncharacterized. The coding region runs from base 180 to 872 and encodes 230 amino acids. The record is from RefSeq and is a predicted model, not a curated record. The transcript has 8 exons. Gene Ontology annotation, biological process: response to bacterium. Lineage: Eukaryota; Metazoa; Chordata; Actinopteri; Siluriformes; Ariidae.